Messenger RNA from Emiliania huxleyi CCMP1516, 1068 nucleotides. RefSeq lists its product as hypothetical. NCBI's taxonomy places the organism in Eukaryota, Haptophyta, Isochrysidales, Noelaerhabdaceae. The record is from RefSeq and is a predicted model, not a curated record. The transcript has a single exon. The coding region runs from base 1 to 1068 and encodes 355 amino acids.
AUGAACGAGGAGGAGGCGAAGCGGCUCCUCACCGCGUGCCUGCCGCGCUUCUCGCAGGCUGGCUUGCCGCCGAUCGCCGCGACCGAGAUCGUCGGCGUGGCAGCGACGGCGAUUGCUUCGCUCUGGGCCGGGAUGGGCAGUGUGUAUCGGCUCAGCGCCAAGACGAAGCGCGGCGACGUGUCGAUCGUCGCCAAGCGAGUCGAGCUUCCGCAACGUUGCAGCAGCAUCGGCGACCAGCGCAAGAAGGACUCGUACGAUGUGGAGGCGGCGUUCUACAGCCGAGGUCACGCGGAGAGGCUCCUCUCCGCCGGCGCAAUCGUGCCGACGCCGCUGCACGUAGAGACGUCGCGCGGCGAGAACGUCACCAUCUGCAUGACGCGGCUCGAGGGACGCAGCAGCCACCGAGGCGACUCGGCCGCCUUUGUCUCGUGGCUCGCCAAGUUGCACGCGGCGUACUGGGGAAGCGAGCGGGCGGACGCCGCCGUCGAGAGCGGGCUGCAAGCGCAAGGCACAUACUGGCACCUCGACACUCGGCCGGAGGAGCACGCGCGGAUGGGCAGCGGCGGCUGGAUCGGGCGUUUGAAGCUCGCUGCGCGAGCGAUCGACCUUCGUCUCAAGGCAGACCCGAUGCAGGCGGUCUGCCACGGCGACGCAAAGGGCGCGAACAUACUGUACUGCACGGGCGAGGGCGGCGAGGCGGUGCCGCUGGUCUACGACUUCCAGUACUGCGGCAAGGGCUGCGUCGCCAAGGACCUCGCCUACUUCUUCAACGUGGAGGCGUCCGCCUCAGAGGAGCAGGCGCUGCUGCGAAGGUACCAUGCCGAGCUGAGCGGGCUGCUGCGUGCGCAGGGCGACUCGCCGCCGAGCCUAGAGGCGCUGCAGGAGGCGCACGAGAUCGCGCUCGCCGACUGGCGCCGCUUCUCGGAGGUGGGGCUCGGCGGGUGGGGAGACGGGCGCGCGACGCGGAGGGUGGUGGCGCUGCUAGACCGGCUCGACGGAGGGAAGGCGCUGGCGAGCGAGGAGGCGUACGUGGAGGCGAUGCGCCGAGAGUUUCCGGUGGAGGGCUGA